Molecule: messenger RNA, 2811 nt
Organism: Melitaea cinxia (Glanville fritillary)
Lineage: Eukaryota; Metazoa; Arthropoda; Insecta; Lepidoptera; Nymphalidae
Exons: 1
Coding region: 1-2811 (936 amino acids)
Molecular function (GO): catalytic activity
Source: RefSeq, a predicted model, not a curated record
AUGGAUAGCAGCCCUCUUCAGAUCGCUACUUUCAACUGUAGGAGUGUUAAGCGCUCCGUGGAUGAUGUCAGGAGCCUGUGUCGGACGUGUGGUGUGGUAUGUCUCCAGGAAACCUGGCUACUACCACAUGAUAUUCCAUACCUCGGAACUCUAGACGGUGGCUUUGGGUACACAGCGACAUCAGCAGUGGAUACGUCUGUGAAUAUUUUACGAGGUCGUGCACACGGGGGUGUCGCAAUUUUAUAUAGAUACAGUGCGUUUCAAGAAGUGUCAGUGAUACAAUGUGAUAACCCACGUAUUUGUGCUAUUAAGAUUAGAUUGUGUGAGAGACCGAUUUUAAUAAUUUGUGUUUACAUGCCUACAAAUUCUGAUGAUAAUCUGGACGAAUUUAUAAAUUGUUUAAGUGUAAUUAAUGCCAUUAUUGACGAGCAGGGAAUUGAAUCGGUGUUUAUAAUGGGCGAUUUCAAUGCGGAUCCGGGUAAUUUGUUUUAUAAUGAACUUACGAAUAUUUGUAACGAACAACAGUGGUCAUGUUUGGACGUAGAUAUACUAGGUUUGGAUUCGAAUACGUUCACGUAUAUAAGUGACGUGCACGGAACUACUAGUUGGUUAGAUCAUUGUUUGACAACUUACUCGGCUAAGCAAUCUGUGAUAAAUGUAGACAUUAAAUAUGACACUCGAUGGUCUGAUCACUAUCCACUUGUUAUAACAUGUAACUUAACAUCACUUACCCCUACUGUUUUACCGGACAUUGAACAUAUUAAUACAAAUAUUUUAUGGGGUGUUCGAGAUAAGAAGCAAGUGGAUAUGUAUACAAAAGAGUGCAACGAUCGAUUAAAAAUGAUUGACAUUACUUCAGACCUUUUAAAUUGUAACUGUUUUUGUAAAAGCCAUGAUCACAGGCGUAUUCUGAACGGUUUUUACUCGGACAUUGUGUCUGCUUUGAGAGAGGCGGCGUUGGUGAGUCGUGGGAGUAAGAGACGGUUCGGUGGUGGCUCGCGCGUGGUGGGAUGGAACAAGCACGUCAGCGACGCUCACCGGGUGGCCAGGACUAGUUUCACGAAAUGGGUGCUCUAUGGUAAACCUAAAUCUGGUCUUAUUUAUCACGAGAUGGUUGAAAGUAGAAGAAAGUUUAAAUCACAAUUAAAAUGGUGCCAAGAUCACCAGGAGCAAUUAAGAAUGGAUAUUCUUGUUAAGAAACACUGUAAUGGUGAUUUUCGUGGAUUCUGGCGCGAGACAAGUAAAACGAAUUUACGGCCUGGCCUACCGGUGAGCGUUGAUGGCUCAAGCGCGCCCAAGGACAUAGCUAACAUCUUUAGGGCAAAUUUUUGUGUUAAGUCACAUGUGGGUCCUAUGAUGGAGGUGCACAAUGCUGACAUGAACGAGAAAGGUGAUAGGAUCUCAUUCCUUCCCGAAGAUAUAUAUAAAGUUAUACGACAAAUGGACAGAGGUAAGUCUCCAGGCCACGAUGGACUCAGCAUUGAGCAUCUCCAGCACGCUGGACCUCUUAUUUUUAAGCUAUUGGCUCUGUUUUAUUCACUCUGCGUGGGUCAUUCCUACCUGCCGGAUGAUCUCAUGAAAACGGUAGUAGUUCCUGUCGUGAAAAAUAAAACUGGUAACCUUGCUGACAAACAUAACUACAGGCCGAUAUCGCUUGCCACUAUCAUGGCCAAGGUGUUUGACGGAUUGCUUAACGCGCAGUUGAGAAAACACAUAAAGCUGCACGAUAAUCAAUUCGGUUUUCGCCCUCACCUGUCUACAGAGAGUGCUAUACUGUGCCUUAAGCACACCGUCAAAUAUUACACAAGUCGCAAGACACCUGUGUACGCGUACUUCCUCGAUUUGUCUAAAGCUUUUGACCUGGUCGUAUAUGAUUUACUUUGGAAGAAACUCGAGCGAGUUGGCUUACCGCAGGGAAUUAUAAAUAUAUUUCGAUAUUGGUACGCGAACCAGACCAAUAGCGUUCGAUGGGCGGGGACAAUGUCCGAUCCGUAUCGGCUCGAAUGUGGAGUCAGGCAGGGGGGGUUAACAUCUCCAACACUUUUUAACCUCUACAUGGAUGACCUGAUCGUCGCGCUCAGCAGGCAGCAUGUCGGUUGUCAUGUUGAUGGAGUAUGCGUAAAUAAUAUAAGUUAUGCGGACGACAUGGUACUGCUGAGUGCGUCAAUCAGUGGAAUGAGACAGCUGGUACAGACAUGUGAGGAUUACGCGUGUUAUCAUGGCUUAAAAUAUAAUGUUUUAAAAAGCAAAUGCAUGGUCUUUGGGGCUAUCGGAACAAAAUGCCCCCCGAAUAGCCCACCCGUGCUUCUCUCUGGUGUACCCUUAAAAAUGGUGGAGCAAUUUAAGUAUCUAGGGCAUAUAGUUACUACUUGUCUCAAGGAUGAUGCAGACAUUGAGAGGGAGCUGAGGGCACUGUCAGUUAGAGCGAACAUGUUAGCUCGAAGGUUUGCUCGUUGCUCAGCCCAAGUAAAGAUAACACUUUUUAGAGCAUAUUGUACCUCGUUUUAUACGUGUAGCUUAUGGGCUGACUACACAAAGAAAAGAUACAGUGACCUCCGUGUCCUCUACAAUAAUGCAUUCAGGAUACUGUUGGGGCUGCCCCGAUGCUGCAGCGCCUCAGGCAUGUUUGCAGACGCAAGAACCGACUGCUUCCACACCACCAUGCGUAAGCGAUGCGCAUCUUUUGUGCGUAGAGUAAGGGGCAGCCAAAACAGUGUGCUGAAGAUGAUCGCGGAGCGUUUUGACUGCUUCUACCUCCGGCAUUGCUGCGAUAGACACCUUGCGAUACAAAUGCCGGAGCGAAAGCUUUAA